Hypoxylon fragiforme is the source of this 1267-nucleotide messenger RNA. RefSeq lists its product as uncharacterized. The coding region runs from base 1 to 1014 and encodes 337 amino acids. The record is from RefSeq and is a predicted model, not a curated record. NCBI's taxonomy places the organism in Eukaryota, Fungi, Ascomycota, Sordariomycetes, Xylariales, Hypoxylaceae. The transcript has 4 exons.
AUGCUGCUGAAAGCCCUCUUCCCCGCCGUGGCGGUCCAGCUGGCCGCCGCGCAGGAGCUGAUGCGCUUCGGGUGCUCGCAGCUGACGCUGGACCGGGUCGACCCCUUAGUGGAGCCGGGCAACAUGCCGUCGGCGCACAUGCACCAGAUCAUCGGCGGCAACUCCUUCAACGCCAGCAUGAGCCCCGACAGCCACGACCCGCCGACGGCGUCGACCUGCACGAGCUGCACGUACUCGGAGGACUUCUCCAACUACUGGACCGCCAACCUGUACUUCCGCGCCCGCAACGGCUCCUACAAGCGCGUGCCCCAGUUCGCCAACCUGGGACUCAACGUCGAGGCCGGCAUGACCGUCUACUACAUCCGCGGGUACCAGCCCACGGCCAAGGUGACGGCCUUCCCGAAGGGUUUCCGCAUGCUCGUCGGGGACCCGACGAACCGCGCGGCCAGCACGAUGAGCCCCGGGCUGUGCUACCGGUGCGAGGCGAACAUGCAGCAGAACCCGUUCGGCGGCGCGCCCUGCACGGGCCAGGACACCCAGGCCUUCCCCAAGGGCGCCUGCGGCGGCGGCUGGCGCGUGACCGUGCACUUCCCCACCUGCUGGGACGGCAAGAACCUCGACUCCCCCGACCACAAGACCCACGUCGCCUACCCGAGCGGCAGCUUCGAGGCCAACAGCCCCUGCCCGGCCACGCACCCCGUCCGCGUCCCCCAAAUCAUGUACGAGAUAAUGUUCGACACGCGCGCCUUCAACAACAAGGCCGAGUGGCCCGCCGACGGCUCCCAGCCCUUCGUCUGGAGCAUGAACGACACGACCGGGUACGGGCUGCACGGAGACUACCUGUUCGGGUGGCAGGGCGACGCGCUGCAGCGCGCCAUGGACGGCAAGUGCAGCGGGGACCGCUGCGCCCCCCUGAAGCGGCAGACCGACCAGGCCGCCGUCGACUGCGUGCGCUCGCAGAGCUACAAGGAGGAUAUUGGGGAUGAUUGGCUCCCUAGCCUCCCCGGUUGGUAAACGCAUGGGGUUAUAAGUUAGGUGAAUUGGCAGGGGAGUGGGAAGGAAGGAAGGAAGGGAGAUCUAGUUAGAACCGACUUAGUAUCCCCUUGCCUCAUACUGUUGAGUUUUCCACUGCCUACCUAGGCACUUAGGUGUUAAUACGAGUGCCAAUCGACAUAGAUAGGCAGGUAUACUUGCCUACUACGGAUCUACCAUGUACUCACCACCUAGUAGGCAAGUCUUAGCUACUACAUAUUGCACAGCACGAAUA